Messenger RNA from Beta vulgaris subsp. vulgaris (sugar beet), 1961 nucleotides. Its product is annotated as butanoate--CoA ligase AAE1. The transcript is spliced from 2 exons. NCBI's taxonomy places the organism in Eukaryota, Viridiplantae, Streptophyta, Magnoliopsida, Caryophyllales, Amaranthaceae. Bases 147 to 1814 code for a protein of 555 amino acids. The record is from RefSeq and is a predicted model, not a curated record.
AUUGUUUAACCAUUGCCGGUGUACCAUUCAACUUUCCUUUUAUAGAUCGGCAAAAGAGUCUUAACCUAUCUUCCAACAAAAACAAAUUCCAUUGACCUACUAUUAGCAAAGCUUGGAUAUCAUCAAUCAUCAAUCAUCAAUCAUCAAUGGAGGGAUCAAUUCGUUGCUCCGCAAACUACGUUCCUCUGACUCCAAUCAGCUUCUUAGAGCGCGCAGCACUUGUAUAUGGAGACCGACCCUCUGUUGUGUAUGGAAAUGUCAAGUAUACUUGGAGAGAGACUUUCGUCAGGUGCACUAAACUCGCCUCCGCUCUCACCGACUUACCCAUUUCUUAUGGAGAUGUUGUUGCCGCUUUGAUCCCUAAUGUACCAGCAAUGUAUGAGUUGCAUUUUGCUGUCCCAAUGGCUGGGGCAGUCCUCUGCGCCUUUAAUACACUUCAUGACUCUCCAAUGGUAUCUGUCUUGCUAAAACAUUCUAAGGCAAAAGUUAUCUUUGUAGAUCAUCAAUUUUUGGAGGUUGUACACGGAGCACUAGAUAUUUUGUCCAAGUCAAACUCAGCUCUCCCUCAAAUUGUCUUAGUUCUCGAUGACCAGUCAAUGCCAGUCAGAGUUGGCAUGCCUCCUUUUAAGAUCUUGGAGUAUGAGAGUUAUUUAGCAACAGGAAGGCCUAAAUUUGAUAUUCGUAGGCCAAAAGAUGAAUGGGAUCCAAUUGCGUUGAAUUAUACUUCGGGGACUACUUCAAGCCCUAAAGGCGUAGUUUACAGCCACAGAGGUGCAUAUCUGAAUUCUUUGGCAACAGUUCUAGUGAAUGAAAUGCUUAUAGGGCCUGUAUAUUUGUGGACUCUCCCUAUGUUUCAUUGCAAUGGUUGGUGCUUUACAUGGGGUGUAGCAGCUCAAGGUGGGACAAAUAUCUGCCUGCGCAAUGUUAUUGCAAAGGAUAUAUUCCGUAAUAUUACUGAGCACAAAGUUACGCAUGUGAGUGGUGCACCAACAGUUCUAAACAUGAUCAUAAAUUCUUCGGAUGAGGAUAAGAUGCCUCUUCCGAGCAAGGUGGUAGUGGUGACUGGUGGUGCCCCACCUCCUCCUCAAGUACUCUUGAAAAUGGAAGAACUUGGAUUUGUAGUAAUACAUGGAUAUGGGAUGACAGAAACCUACGGGCCUGCUACAGUCUGUGUGUGGAAGCCUGAGUGGGAUACUUUACCUCCAGAUGAGAGAGCAAAGAUUAAGUCCCGGCAAGGAGUGCUUCAUAUUGGGCUUGAGGAAGUUGAUAUAAAAGAUCCUGUGACUAUGAAAAGUGUGCCUGCUGAUGCAAAGACAAUGGGCGAGGUUAUGCUUAGAGGAAAUACUGUUAUGAAUGGGUACUUGAGAGAUCUCAAGGCUACUCAGGAGGCUUUUAAGGAUGGAUGGUUUCAUAGCGGUGACUUAGGGGUUAUACACCCUGAUGGUUAUAUCGAACUAAAAGAUCGCUCUAAGGAUAUUAUAAUUUCUGGGGGCGAGAACAUAAGUACAAUUGAGGUGGAAUCUGUGUUAUUUAAUCAUCCGGCUGUUUUAGAAGCAGCUGUUGUGGGACGUCCUGAUGAUCACUGGGGAGAGUCACCCUGUGCAUUCGUAAAGCUGAAGGAUGAAUGUGAUAAUGUGACUGCUGCAGAUAUAAUUAAGUUCUGUAGGGAUAGCUUACCUCAUUAUAUGGCUCCUCGCUCAGUUGUUUUUGAGGAUUUACCAAAGACCUCAACUGGGAAGACGCAAAAAUUCAUUCUCAGAGAGAAAGCAAAGGCUAUGGGGAGCCUUUCUCACAAGAAAACCAGUAAACUAUAAGAUGUGAUGGCCUAUUUGCUUGGUUAACUCCUCUGAUCGUAAUUCUCUGUCCACCAAAAUAAUACGUUCAAAUACAUAGUACCUGUAUAUGACCUUCCGUAUGUUACCAGUGACAGUAACUAAUAAAUGAUUGAUUCUCUUGGGGUA